UUACAUACAGUACGGAAGAACAAGAAAUGCUAUGAAAUACAACCAGUAGGAAUCGUCAAGAUGGGUUUUAUUCAUCAUGCAACUGCUCUUUUGGCAUUAAACAUGAAUGGUUUACUUACCGUUCUUUCAUGUGUGAAUGAGUCAAGCAGAAAUGCAUCUCUUGGGGAAAACAUCUUCCUGAAUCCAAACUACACAGACUGUGAAGCAUGUUCAAUUGAAUGGACAUUUUCUUCAAAGUCAGGGACCUGCCGCAUUUCUUCUUUUAUCAAAAGCAAUGAGUUGAGUUCUGGAACUAUCUUUGGUGCAUUUAAACACAGAGUGAAUAUUGAAAACAAUGGCUUUUAUUUACGACUUCCAUCUGUUCACUUUAAUGAUACAGGAAAAUAUGUACGAAUAUCUGCAGAUUUGACUGGAAUGGAAACCUGUGUAAGCAUAGUGGUUAAUAUAUAUGCAGAUUUAGAAUUCAAAAACGAAGAGACUUUUGAAGUAAACCAGUCGAUUGCAGGAGUCCAUCACUCAAGAACAAUAACAUACAUUUCAGUAUCAAUCAUUGGACCCAUAUUUGGAGUGAUAAUACUUGUUCUGAUUACUUGGAUUGCAAGGAAAUUAACUGGAAAAGCAACAUCAUCAGGAAAUAGAACUUCACUGUCAAUCCAGACCACAACUUAUCCAAUUUAUGGCAAUUGGAAUAACCCAAAAAGUAUCUGAAAGUAAGAGAAAAGAAGAUCCCCGAUAAUGUGUCUGACGAUGCCACUUGCCAGGAUGCCACAAAUGACAACGGCAUACAUUCACAGGAAAUUCUGCAGACUAUCGUUACUGUCUGAUGAAACAUUCUAAACAGGCUUUCUCAGUAAUCAUGCUUGUAAUCUUCCUUAGCUGGUAGUUUACCUCAUUGCUAAACCUAAAUUGAGGAAUAUACUAAAAACCACUGAAAUUAUUUUUUGAAUUUGAAAUAUUUCAAAGUGAUAAUUAAAAAUAACUUGAAUUCA
Molecule: messenger RNA, 989 nt
Organism: Carcharodon carcharias (great white shark)
Lineage: Eukaryota; Metazoa; Chordata; Chondrichthyes; Lamniformes; Lamnidae
Exons: 6
Coding region: 61-708 (215 amino acids)
Source: RefSeq, a predicted model, not a curated record